Messenger RNA from Zeugodacus cucurbitae (melon fly), 8806 nucleotides. RefSeq names its product protein boule. The record is from RefSeq and is a predicted model, not a curated record. Gene Ontology annotation, molecular function: RNA binding. NCBI's taxonomy places the organism in Eukaryota, Metazoa, Arthropoda, Insecta, Diptera, Tephritidae. Bases 761 to 1336 code for a protein of 191 amino acids. The transcript has 9 exons.
GAUUGAGUCGUUGUUCUACUGUCGAUUGCAACACUUCUGUGCCAGUUUGUUGUUAGUUAUUAUUUUGCCUUAGCUUUAGUAGCCAAAAGUAAUAUAUACAAAAUAUAUUUAAAAAAAUAUAUACAAAAUACAAAAUAAAAAGUGAAAUAAGAAAACAAGAGCACUCUGCUUUAUAACGAAACAAAGUGAGAUUCAGUGGUUUCGUCCGUUUCGCGUGUGUGACACCGUGUGCUUUCAGCCAAGUUUUUGGUCACCAGGCGAUCGACGCAUAUCUUACGGAUACAUUUCACAAGAAUUUGUAAUAAAGGAGAUCAUUGAUCCAAUUUGGUGUUAAUUGAGAAAAAAGCUGGCUUUCCAUUAACACAGGACAAAUAUAAAAAAACAUAUUUCAAAGAAAGCGUCAACCGCACACUCCAGCGCCAAAAAAAGCUUACAGCAGCCAUAAUACGUGGCCUACGUACUUAAAAGCGAAUAUAGUCGUAUAGUCAAAUAGUCAAAUAGAGCGGACACAUUUAAUAACAAAAAAAAAGCAAUUUAUAGCGAAUAAACUGCGAGUGAUUAUACUGGUUGUCGCACUCUAGAUAUUAGUGUAUACUAAAACAAAAACAAUAAGAGAGAAAAACCAAAAAAUAAAACAAAACAAAAAACAAGAUACCACAAGCCAUACGCAUAAAUCCAAAGGAUAUUCUGAGCCCAGUGGUAGCGAUUAAAAAGCGUCAAAAUUCUUCCCUUUGCAAAUUUUAAAAUACAACCACAGCCAAUGCACAAGAUGGCAGCACCGACCGGAGCAGCGCCGACGGCGGCACUUGAGGCCCCACUAUCCGCCCCAAAGUAUGGCACGCUUAUACCAAACAGAAUUUUCGUUGGCGGCAUAAGUGGCGACACUACAGAGUCGGAUUUGUGCCGUGUAUUUUCCGCCUAUGGCAAUGUGAAGUCUACCAAGAUCAUCGUCGAUCGUGCCGGCGUUAGCAAGGGCUAUGGUUUCGUCACCUUCGAGACAGAACAAGAGGCUCAAAGGCUGCAAACGGAUGGUGAAUGUGUCGUGCUAAGGGAUCGAAAACUGAAUAUAGCUCCAGCUAUCAAGAAACAAUCGAUCGUUGCAACGAAUGGUGCUGUCUAUUAUACAACAACACCACCGGCCCCAAUUAGCAAUAUGCCCAUUGAUCAAUUCGCCGCCACGGUUUAUCCGCCAGUUACUGAUUUUACAGCAGCCGGCGUGCCAACAAUUUACCCACCUUCGAUGCAAUAUCAACCAUUUUAUCAGUACUAUAGCGUGCCAAUGGUCAGUGCGGCGAAUGUACCCACCAUUUGGCCACAGAAUUAUCAAGAUAUUUAAAGUAAAUGGCAAACUAUCAAACGAACAAAAUGUGUGGAACUGUGUGUGCUAGCUGAUGAGAUGGAAAAGAAUUCGGAGCGGUAUUAAUAAAUUAUGAAACAACUGAACCAGAAUAAGGAUAGUGUUAAUGAAUUACAACGUAAUGUGAUCUCUGAAAAGUAGAGCCAGAGCUCGUGGGGGCAAACAACGAAAAUUGUUUUUUGGUUCGUAUGUAUAAAACCGAAGAUGCUUCUAUAAAUUGUGUGCGGCAGAACUGCACGUACAUAAGAGACAUAGGGCCUUUAAUAUUUUUUUUUUUUUUAAUUUGAAUUUUUUUUAUUAUGUUAGGAUUGUAAAAGCAAUAUUUUCUAAGCAAGCAUUUAAACCAACCGCGGUCGAAUGCAUAAUUCUUCUUUUAAUUAAAUAUUUUUCACUUUCCGAUUUUCCGACGGUACUCCUCCGAACAUUUCCCCUGCCAUUCAACACUCAUUACGUUUGUGUAUAAUUACAAAGCUUAGCUAAAAUAUCUAUAAGUCCCAGUCUAGCCUAACCAAUCUAGCGACACAUCAUCACUUACUAGCUGAAAUCUCUAUAAUACCUAUUUCUUACAUUAUCUUCGUUUGAUAUUGAUUUUUUAUUAUAUUUUUCUUAUUUUCAAUUAGACUCUUUACAUGUGUAGUAUGAUAAAUGAAAAUUGCAUUUAAAUUUCGAUUUGAAGUAAUCAACACUUUUUAAAUUAUGAACAAGAAACGUCUUCAAAUUUUUUGUUUCUAAUUUAAUUAUGCAUUCACUACUUUAUUCCUUAAUUUCCUUGCAUUAUAUAAAUUCGAUUUUCGUCAAGUAAAAUUAACAUUCUCCUUAACCUUACAAUCGGCAUUGCAAACAAAUUGUAUUAUGUACUAGUACGUUUUGUGAUCACACCACCACCACCACCACCACGAUGAGUAUUGGUUAAUUGAAAUUUCUUUUAACAUUUGAAUUUAUGUCAUUAUUUCUGUAUCGGAAAAUGUAUGAUGAUUUAAAACAAACACGAAAACCAAAUAAUAAUACAUAUAAAUAAAAAAAAUACUAAACAAAUGCAAAAAUAACUGUUACCAACGCUGAAUAAAUGGAAUAAAUAAUGUAACUGCUUGGAGUUCUCAUUUCACAUUUGUACAAAAGAAGUGAAUCUGGUGUCAAUUCGCUAAAUUACUGCAGCGCACUUUGUUGGUAACUUGUAGCUGGAUAAUAUUAUAGUUGCAUAGACAUUCAAUACUGGCAUUUUUGUGGAAAAAUUCAAUAAAUUUAUGUCGAUAUCGCACGCUGAUGGCCGAACGUUCUGGCAUAUAGAGUAUUGUUGAUGUAUUCAAGAGAGGGUUUCAAUGUCAAUGGUGUCACAGCUCAACAUCAAAUCAAUAAUAUCAGAAUUAUUGAAUUGUUUUCUGUUCAAAUAUUGAUUUCGACAACUAUCAAUAAGCUCAAAAACGCUGAUAUUUUUAUGUAAGAUACCACUUCCACAGCUCUAAACGAUCAAGCGUGGUUGAAAUCUAUUUAAAAUGUGUAGAAUUCUACGAAUCCAACAUAUUAUAUGUAUACAGCGGAGUUAGUUGGUUUUCACUAUUUUGCUCAGCUCUCAACUAUGCACCUAUCCUUAGGCGUAACUUCAUUUCACUGGAAAUUAUCCAAUUUCGCAAAAAAUCUAGGAUUGUAGAUAAAAUAAUAUAAUAAAAAUUCUAUAUGCUAAAGCAGAGACUGCAAUAAAUUGUGUAUAGAUGGCAUCUGUACGAGUGUUUUUCCGUGUUCACCAGUAUAUGAGUGACUCGGUUUCUAUUAGCCUGAUUUUAGGCGUUGAGAGUGUGUUAACCAUGUGCGACUAAUAAUAAUGAUUUUUAAAAGGGUAUGAAAUUACACUUUUUUACAAAAAUUUUGCAAACAUCUGAAAAGGUAUUUGAACAACUUAUCCAGACUUGCUUAAGUCGUUUAUAUACACAAAUAUAAACAAUUUUAGUGUCACAGUCACCAGCACUGAAUGAUUUAGCUGUAGCAUAUAAGAAUUUGAAGAUUUUCGCUCGAUGAAAUAUCAAUUAUGCAACUAAAACUUGAGUACCGAGUACCCGUACAUAGGCAGAGGUUAGGUUAGGGUGAAAUUAUAGUGAAUUGCACAAAACGGCAUUUUUAGGUUUGGAAAAGAAGCAAACGAUAUUUUUCCUGGAACUGCUAAAUACACGUACACUAAUAAAUAUAUACAUAUACAUGUAUUAUAUAUAGUAUAUAUACAUAUAUAUAUAAAUAAAUGCAAAUAACUAAAACUAAACUAAAUGUAAUUACACGAAAGCGUAGAAAAUUCAUGAAAUACUGAAUUAUAUACAUACAUAUACGGUUGUGUCAAAUUAUAUUAAUAAUUACUGUAUACAGACUACAUGUAUAAGCAUACAUACACACAUAGAUUCAUAAAUACUCGUAUGUAGGAGGCUAACUUAACAAGUCUAGGAUAUUAUUAUAUAUUAUACAUAUGUAUAUUGUAUAUUUUUUAAAUAAGUGGUAUAUUGAACAAAAAACAAAAACAAAACAAAAAAGCAGAAAACACAAAACAAACUCUAUACAAAUCUCGAUGUGGUCUAUUUAUCCUAAAAUAAAACAUUGUUUGACGCCCUCAAUAUACUUACAUAUGUAUAGAAACGCGUGUAAGUAUACGAAUUCGUUAAAGUUGUAAAGCAAAUAUGCAAUAUUAAGUAAUAUCUAAUAUUCUAGUAAUACAAUAAAAUAGUUUAACUUAAUUAUACAAAUUGAAUAUAAUAACUUUUGGCCUAGUAAAUAAACAUACAGCAAAUAUUAGCUGCAACUGAGUAAUAUUAUUUUUCAAAAAAUUACAAAAAAAUUACACAAAAAAAUUAAAAUUUAUAGAAACUAUUUAGCAAAUUGAUUAGGACUCCAAACAAAUGGAAAAAUACUCGUAAAUGUGAAUGAAAAAACCUUUCGAGGUACGUGCAGCUAGCACUCGUUAAGUAAUCGCAUGCUUAUAUAACCUUACCAUACUCACUUUCAAAAUAUUUAAAUCUUUAAACUUGAAAAAAAAAACCAUUGGGACAAUGGGACUACAAAACGACACGGAGACAAAAAGCACUGUGAUAUUCCAGUAAUAAUUCAAUGAUAAUACUAACUUACCCAUAAAAAAGGUUGAGGCCACCGAAAAGACCGGCUAAAAUCCGGAACAGUUCCGUUACCGCAGAACCGGCUGUAGUGGUAAUUGUAAUAAUUCAAUGAUGCUUCGGAGUUCUAACGAAAUUUAGAUGAUUCUAUGCAUUCUUACUGUUUAUAGAAAGCUGCUUCGCUGACCAUUGUUUUUUGAAGUGUUAUCAGAUAUGUGAGAUGCUAUAUCGAACAUUCUAAAUGGCUCUUCAUUUUUCGCACAAUUGAGGGCACAGUUAUUAGAUGAUGUUGUCUCCCAACCCAAACUAACCUAACUUUUUCUCUAACCGUAACAUAUCGUGCAUUUGGUAAUAACCAAUCUGUAUGUUUUUAAAAUUAUGACCAGAGUUUGGAAUGGUUUUUUACGAGAUAUUCAUUAGCGGUACUUUAAAAAUCAGUCAAACAAUCUUCCAAGGCAUUUGAAUAUUACAUUCAAUUUGUAUGUAUGGUAUGCUUGUAUGUAAGCAUGCGUUUACUAAUUAUUAUUUAAGCUGUUUUAUUUGAAAAUUGCUCCAUACUCUAUACGCAAAAUGAACGUUAAAUCUAGAAAAAAAUAUCUAAAUUAAAAUGAAAUAGAACAAACACUUGUUGGCGACACUAAUCGAAACUCUUUGUGAAAUUAUGAUUUGCGUAAAUGAAUUAUUUAUGAAUAUACUUGAACCAUUAAAAAGUAAGAAUUAUAUUUAAUAAAAUACUAAAGUACAUGAAUACAAUAAUUAUAUGCAACGAAGAUUUAUGUAAAAUUAUUGUGUAGAUAGAUUAAGCGUGCAAGGGCUGUUUAAAUAUGAAUUUAAUUUUCCAUACCACAAUCAUACAAACUAAAGUAUUAAAACUCACAUUUGCUGUUGAUAGUCAGAAUUUUAUUCAGUUUUGUUAUUGUUUCUUUUUUUUUUGCUAUUUUAUAAUUUAAAUUAUAUGUUAUAACUCAUUAUUAUAUAUUUCAAAGUUAUAUUACUCAGCGAGAGUGACUACCAAUUAUAGCAUAGAUAAGGCACAGAAUCUGCAUUGAGAUUACUCUUAUGGGCCUUCUGGUAUGUGAUUUCUUUGAUCAACGAUGUAGCCGUAGCACUGACCUCUCUGAAGGUGUUGUGCAAUACUACUUACUCUCUAUAUUAAAACAUGAAAACGAUCGAUAUGAGAGCAAAUUACGAAUUUCCAGUGCUUUCGAGAAAGCUAGUUGGGAGAAAAGUUGGCAGACUAUUUCACUUAUAGAAAGUUGAACUUUAAAAAGCACACUGUAAACAUGGAACUUCAACUCUUACAAAUUCUUCUUUCAAUUCUUACAAAAUUAACAUAUCGGAAUGGUGUAUGGGUUCUCAAACAACAAGAGGCUUUUCUUCGUGUAAUUACUGAUUUCCGGAAGCAUUUCCAAGUUUACAGUUGAUGUCAAAUUGACAGAUUCCAAAAUAGGCAAAUGUUGAUGAAAUCCUAAUCACAACAUGGGUUGAUAUGGUAACAGGAAGAUGAAAGCCAAGCUAAUUUCUGUAGAAAUUAUGAAAUACCUUCGGGGGUUUGAAUUUUCUUUUAGAGCAAUGUAAUAUAUAGUGUGUUAAGGAAAGUUCUGAGGCUAUUUGUUAUCACUCUGUGAGUAUUAUGUAUAUUUUUAAUUGUUGUAUUAUUAAAUAUAAUAAAAUUUUUAUUUACUCUAUCUUUACUUUGUUCUUGGUAAAAAUAGUAUAUUCGACUCAUUAUUUGUUGAUAUCAAUAAUAUACAUAAUAAAUAUAUAGUAUAUAUUUGACUUUGAUAUCAUAGCAAAUGCAUCAAGCGCUCUCUUUUAUAAAAGUGUACAAAUUGUAUGUAUGUAAUUGUUUAAAGACAUACGUAUACCCCACACCUGUAAGAUAUUUACGAGAAAAUGAUCAUCAUAUACAAUGAACUCUAUUUUGAUGUGUUUUAUUAUAGUGAACAAAUGUAAGAUUUGAUUUUUGAAAUACAUACAUACAUACAUAUAUAAACCUGAAUGCAAUAUACAGAAAUAUCCAUUGACUAUAUUAUAAAAUAAAAUUAUUUCCAAAAAAAAAUUAUUUUCCAAAUACACAAUUUUAUUAAGAGUAGUGAAUAUAUUCCGGCAAAAAAUAUUCGUAUCGUAUUCAAUGUAAAAGAGAUAUUCUCGUAUGUAAGUAAGCCACCGAUUUUCGCCAACGAGAUUUGAUUACCAAAGUCAUUAAGAAAAUCUACUGAAACAAUAUGAUAUGUUGUUGUUGCAUUAUGCUCGUAUAUGUAAAUGAAAUCCAUAAAUAUGUAAAUUAUUAAAAAAAAGUAUUUAUUUUCAUAGCAGUUAACAGCAGAAAUCAAAAUUAAACACCUACACGAAUACACGCAUACAUACAAACAAACAGACAGACAGACAGACAUACAUACAUGUGUGAAUAUAUGAAUUACAUAUGUAUGAGAAACAAUAUUUAAACAAAUAUAUCAUUUGGAAAUUGGUAUUCAAAAUUGUUAAAAAUUCGUAUGAAAUUGUAGCGCCAAAUGGUUUCACCGAAAUUGUUGAGUAUUUUUUACUACAUGUGUACGAUAUUUACUUAGUACAUAUGUAUGUUUGUACAUAUGUGUUUACAUAUGGCAAAAACGAUUUAUUAUUAUUCGUGCAUCCGCAUUGUAGAUGUGCUUAUAUUGAUAUAUACAAAUACCCGUUUAUAUACUAAUUGCAAUUAGAUGCCAAUCAAAGCAUCACCUCGUUGAAACGAAAAAAUAUGUUAUUACCUGAUGGCAUGUAUACGUACAUAUUCCAGAUUUCCUCUUCUUCUUAUUAUGCUUUAUUUAUUCCCUCUACCUUUUACAGUUAAUUAGCGCUCAUUUUUUUUUUAAUUAACUGAGCUUAAUACAAACUUCUAAAUGAAUGAAUUGGUGAUCGAAAGGAAAAUGUUUCUCUUCACUAUGUGCUUGGCCUAAUAUGGCUACUAUCUGAUUGUAAUUUCGCAUCUCAUAUGCUGCUUCAUAGUUUAUUCAAAUUAUUGUUUUAAUUAAUACUUUCUGUAGCAGACACCUAACCUAGUACCUAGAAAUAUUUUAAAUUUUAUAAAAUAAUUAUUAUUUUGAAUAUCUGAAAAAUUUAUAUUUUAUAAUCUAAUUUUUAAUAAUUUAAAAAUAUCGAUCCAAAAUAUUUGACUAUAUGAUUGUGUUACAAUAUCUUAGAGUGGACUUUGUGUAUUUAACUCUUCAAUCAGGAAUAGUUUGUGAUCAAUUUUCGAAUUUAUUAACCACAUUUUCAACACCAUAAGAACAUAUGAGGAGUUUGUACUUAAAUCAAUCUGAUAACGACAUAUAUAAAUUUUUGUCACUUCCUUGUCAGCCAGAUUUUGAGUAAACUCCCAAUUUCAUGACGGUCAAGUUAGUCGCUCAUCAAAAAUGACAAAAUAUUAUAUGAAUUGUGUUAAAAAAAUUACGGGAAUUUUCGUUUUUCGAAAAAAAUAUUUAUUAAUUCGUCUACAUUAAAGUUGUCGCGUUUAAAAUAGUUCUCAUUCGAUAUAUUGCAGUUAUGCGUCUUCCAAUCGUCGAAACACUUCAUAAACCUGAUUUUUGGGAUAGUUUUUGGAUCUUUCAGCUAUUAGGUCUACAACUUUGCUUCCGCCGUUUUUUGGUAAAUUUUUGUUUUUUUUUUUUAUAAAAACGGUUACAAAUGUCGAUGAGCCGCAGCCGCACUUUCCUUGGAAUUAAAAAAGAAAAGCAAAAUUUCAUUCGGAUUCGGCUCAAAAAGUGACAUUUUCAAUUGAGAAUAAGUUUGGGAUGCAAACAGAUCUCUACAAAUAUUUUGUUGGGUUAAUGCUGACACAAAUGUCCAAGAUCGAUAUAAAACGAUUUAAUCGAUUAAGAAUUUUACAAUUGCACUAUCUGAAUCCGUGAAAUUUUAAAUUCUACAAUUACCGUUAUUUUUUGAACACACCACGCAAAUGAGGUUAAUAUAUCCGCAAAUAACUAGCAAGAACAAACAAUCUGAAUUAAUUGGUAUUUUGGUCACACCAAUUUCAUACUGAAAACGCCGCUGUUUGAUAAAGCGCCUGGUUAAUGUGACACACCCUGUAUUUAAAUUUAAUUGCGAAUUAUGUUUUAAUUCCCUUGUAGAAUGUGAAUGAAUUUCUAAGAAUUUAACAGUUUUUCUCCUAUUCGAAAUUCAUUCGAAAUGAAGUUAAAAUUCAUAAAGUGCAUUCAAACUCUUUGCGAAUUGAUUUCAUGCAUUUCGAUCACGUCUUCAUUGAUUAUUUAUAGUUACAAUCUAUUGUUAUUCUACUACAUAUACACACAAAUAUAUACUACAUGCGAACUUAUCGAAAACUACAAAAAGUAAUUAAUUUAUUAUAUUGAAAUGUGUAAAUGCUGAU